Molecule: messenger RNA, 680 nt
Organism: Colletotrichum acutatum
Lineage: Eukaryota; Fungi; Ascomycota; Sordariomycetes; Glomerellales; Glomerellaceae
Exons: 1
Coding region: 76-246 (56 amino acids)
Source: RefSeq, a predicted model, not a curated record
CCUGUCUCUUUCCGUCAAUCCUCGCCCGAACUACUACUGGGGGCUUACAUUCAGCUCAAAACCCCCAUUCGAUUGAUGCACUUGCAGCUUCUCAAAACGGUGUUUGUUUCUUCGUUCCCAGCACGGCUCCCUUACCACCAGGCCUCACUGCAUCCACACGUUUAUCCUGCAUCUACAUCCGAUAAUAUCGCGUUCUCCUCCAUUCGUAAUCUCCAUUUGUACUGGAUCAAUUUUGGGAGUUUCUGAUCACCGAACUGCCUUCCUGGGUUUUCAGUAAUUUCAAUCCAUUGCCUCCAUACCGCCAAACGUCAACACAGAAUGGCGAUUUAGUUGCACCCUAUCGAAAGGCCAGCAAAGCCUGCAGAUCAGGCGAUAUAUACCCCGGUAAUGAUCAAAAUUCCAAAGAAAAGCACGUCAAAAUCAAUGCGAAAUGAUGUCCAAUAUAUCAGGUUCCACUCCAGAUACAGCUGCUAGUAAUGGAACGUUUGGAUCCCGUUGACAUAUUCUGUCUACGACAAAGCUGCUCCAUGUUCUUCUCGGCAUUGCAUAUGCUUGUUUCUCUAGCCUUCAAAAGCCAGUAGAGCUACCUGAAAGUCAUUCAGCAUUCGAAUACGAAUUCAGUCGACCAUUUCACGUCGCUUCCGAAUAUCAGUAGUCGGUCAAUCAUUUGCGACAUCGGC